CUACUUACACUCCAUUUCUCACACAGACACUACUACUGAUUAUAAAAACACAAUUCCACACAUUUGCCAUAUUCAACAACGCAAGAUAAAUGAAGUACAUACUAUUUUUUAUUUGGCUGCAUAGCUGCACGGUAUUUUUUUGUCUGGCUGGCAUAUAUUAUGUAAAAGUAGGAGAGCCGGUUACUUGUGAAGUUGAAUUAAAUGCCUCAUAUAAUGGAGAUAUUACGUGGGAUUUAAUAACAGUCAAUGGAACAAUUAAAAACAUCGCGACCUGUGGUAUCCGUUCGGAUUGUCGAGUACACUACGAUCAAACAAACUAUCAAGCCUCAAGGCGAUUUAGUAAAAGAUUGUAUCAACCAUUCUCUACGGUAUACACCCUGAAAGUAGAGAAACUUUCAAAGGACAUUAUAAAGCUGAAUUGUUUAUAUGGCUUAGAUCAACGUUUAGAAAUUGAAAAUUGUUUCUGCAGUUUUGUAUUUGGAGUUCCUCCAACAUAUUCUUCAGACAAAUCUUACUUCGAUCGCUCUGAUAUUCCUUUUAUAGUUGUACCUUCAAUUGGAGGGUUGCUGUUUAUCUUGAUAUUUUGUACGGCUUGCUGUUCUUCCAUUUGCAAACGACGAAAAGUAAAGACCAGAACAGCACAUACUCGCACCAUGCGUAACCGAGGCACAAACACCAUCUUCACGGUUGAGCAAUCUCCGAAUCUGCAUCAUACAGAAACACAGACUGAGUCCAUAUUGUCUCAGUCGACUACCUCUUUCAGUACACUUCCCCUCAUCUCAAACAUUCCUCUUCGUCACACAACGUCAUAUCGAAACGACUCCAACUUGAACGAAAGAGGUCAACAAAAUAACCUCCGGAUGUCUGACGAUUACCCACCAUCAUAUUCUAGCCUUUUCCGUUCUGUUUGACCUAUUCGUCACACAACGACACGGCAAAGCAUCAACACACGUCACACAACGUCACGGCAAAGCGUCAACACACGUCACACAACGUCAUGGCAAAGCAUCAACACACGUCACACAACGUCACGGCAAAGCAUCAACACACGUCACACAACGUCACGGCAAAGCGUCAACACACGUCACACAACGUCAUGGCAAAGCGUCAACUCACGUCACACAACGUCACGGCAAAGCGUUAACGCAUCUCAAACAACGUCAUGGCAAAGCGUCAGCUCUAGUCACACAACGUCAUGGCAAAGCGUCAACUCACGUCACACAACGUCACGGCAAAGCGUUAACGCAUCUCAAACAACGUCAUGGCAAAGCGUCAGCUCACGUCACACAACGUCACGGCAAAGCGUCAACUCACGUCACACAACGUCACGGCAAAGCGUUAACGCAUCUCAAACAACGUCAUGGCAAAGCGUCAGCUCACGUCACACAACGUCAUGGCAAGGCGUCAACUCACGUCACACAACGUCACCUUCAAAGCGUUAACGCAUCUCAAACAACGUCAGGGCAAAGCAUCAACUUACGUCAAACAACGUCACUCGACAAGGCCAUUCCAUGCAAUAUAAAAGCAGGUACAAACAUAAUGCAUGAUCCUAACGGCAGUUACCUGUGGCGACCUUGCAAGAACCAUGGGAUACAAACACAGAUGUCUUGUAGUGGAGAGAAUCUAAAUCUGACGAAACAUAUUAUGAUGAAUUCAGAACUAAAUGAAGAAAGACAAUGUAAAAUAAAUGGAGACAAGCGAGUUGACGAGAUUCCUUCCAUAGGAUUGUUGACAUGGAAUAAAAACGUGCUUUUUAGAUUUAGACCGUAAAAAAAAAUAAAAAAUAAAAACUUAAGCCUAAAAUUAAUUUAGAAAUUUUAUAUUUUUAGAAUAAAUGCUAUAAAAGUUGCAAAUCCAGAGAACUUGAAAAUAAUUUGUUGAGUUUAAGGCUACAUUUCUAUUUAUUUUCAUCAAGCCUAAGUUUUAACCGGAUGUUUCACUUUCGUAAGACAAAUAUUGAUUGGCUGUACAGUAACUUAGUGAUCGAUAACUAUUUGUUUACAAAACUUUGCAGAUCAAGUUUUUUAAAUAACAAUGCAAAUUUAAAACCCCAUGACCUAGUUUUCUAUUUUUAGCUUACAAUGUGUACAAUAAAAUUUAUGCCGGCCUAUCGAAUAGCCGGAUGCCAUUGUUUAUGUCGCCAUUACACGUGAAAACCAAAUUGUUUUUGCUUUUUUUUUAAUUUUUAUUUAGUUACCGAAAAUGUUAAAAACAACAAAUACGUCAAAUCUUUAGCAAAGUCCGAAAAAAACCAGACAGACAGGAUUUUAUAACCAUAUUAAUUGUAACUACGCCGUGCAAGAUUUUUAAAUUAAUUUAUGCACCUCUCAAAUACCUUUGUGACUUUUAUCACUGGCGUCCAUUGAAUACUAAUAAAUUGCAAUAUACAGAGUGCUCUACAACACGUUUUGCUUAUACAAAUACCAAUAAAAUAAGAAAACAAUCACACUCAGAUACACUAUGUAAGCCUAUACAGUAUUCAUAGGAAUGCAUAGGAAGGAUUUUCUAUGAUUUAAGUUUAUAGUGCUUAUAAGCAUUGUACUAAAAUACAUUUUUAUCAUGGUUAUUUUACAGACGAUGCUUUUGAUGUGUAUAAAAUAAGAAUCAUGUGUCUUAUACAUUUAAGUACAAUUUUAAUGUUGUAUCCAAAGUAUUUAUCCAGUGAACCAUGCAUCGGAGUGGGUUUUCUAUAAUGUGCUUUUUAACAUUGUAUCAGAUUGUUAAUCUGGUGUGUAUACAUUCCAAUUGUGUUACCAAGUUCUGUUUUAGUAUAUCCCUUAUGUUACAUUUCAUUUGUUCUAUUGUCACGUCGCAGGCUUAUUUUUUUCAUUCUCUUAAAAGCUGUUGGGUUGAAUAUUAUUAAGUAUGUAGACAUCGAAGAAAAUAUCCAAUUACAUUUGAAAUCUUGCACGAAGGUUUUGAAAUGCUAUUUUAAGACAAUAAAUGUAUAUUUUGAGGUUUCAUUUCGUA
Molecule: messenger RNA, 2970 nt
Organism: Physella acuta
Lineage: Eukaryota; Metazoa; Mollusca; Gastropoda; Physidae
Source: RefSeq, a predicted model, not a curated record